Brassicogethes aeneus is the source of this 390-nucleotide messenger RNA. The record is from the annotation of a GenBank genome assembly. NCBI's taxonomy places the organism in Eukaryota, Metazoa, Arthropoda, Insecta, Coleoptera, Nitidulidae.
AUGCAAACGGCCGUUUCAGUGGAAAAAAAUUCCGAAGAAACAACCGAACAUCUGCCAUACAACACCACCGAAGCUUCAGCUUCAGCUUCCCUCAGCGAACUCAGCUUCGAUCCCGAUUCCGAGCAAAUUAGUUUCGCGAAAGACAAUGCGCGAUCUAACAAGGAAAAAUUAAUGGAUGCCGCGGAAUUAACGGAUCUUAACGAGCGCAGGGUCUACUACAUCUACCAUCCCACAGGCUCGUUCCAGAAGGUUGUCUAUGCGGCCAAGGAGGCGGAUGUUGAGACGGAGGAGGCCGGAAGUACGCAGCGGAAGUACGUGUUGCCUAUCAGGGAACCUGUUGUCACAUACGAUCCCAGGACUUUUGUUUUCCAGAGACUUAUACGUGUUUAA